AUGCCGCCAGCCACGGAGUCUUCCAUAGCCUACACGGAGUACGGCCAACCAGAAGGCUUUCCGGUGCUCAUAGUCCAUGGCUGGAGCGUCAGCAGCGUCACCGAAGCCCACGCCUUCGAGCCCAUAUUUACCUCUCUGGAGACGGGGGCGCCGUUUCGGCAGCAGCAUCAGUAUCAGUAUCGGCGCAUCUACCCGGAUCUCCCCGGCCACGGAGCCACACCCUCAAAGGGCAUCCAGAAUCUCGACGACAUCUACGCUCACCUCACUUCUUUCACCGAGACACAUCUCUCUGGCAAGCGCUUCCUCCUGGUCGGCUCCUCCUGUGGCGCUUAUCUCGCGCGUGCCGUUGCACUGAAGUAUGGCUCGCAGAUUGACGGACUGGUGCUGCGUGUGCCGAUGGUUGAGCCAUUCAAUCGGGACCUCGAUCCAUUCAAGCCAAUCGUAGAGAAUACAGAAGUUAUUUCAGGCCUUUCCGACGCAGACAAGAAGGUCUUCGGCAAUCAAGCAUUGGUGCAAACGCCCGAGUAUAUACAAGCUUUGAAAGCUACAUACGACAAUGCGGUACCAGAGGUGGCGGAGGGCGAUGCCGCGGUGCUUGGACCUAUACGGUCUGAUCCAAGCAAGUACAAGCUGUCAUGCUUGGAAGGGUUGGAUGCUGGUGACGCCAAACGGGUUGAGCUUGAUGCGCCAACACUUAUUGUUUGCGGCCGGCAGGACGGGGUCGUGGGCUACCGAGAUAGUUUGCGUUUGUUGGAGCUAUAUCCGCGGUCUACGUUUGCGGUGGUAGACAGAGCGGACCACGCCAUGCCAGUGGACGAUCAAAACGAUCUCUUUGGUGCACUGAUUAGAGACUGGUUGACAAGAGCCGAGGAGUGGCGAGCACAUAGAGUGGCUUGA
Molecule: messenger RNA, 897 nt
Organism: Cyphellophora attinorum
Lineage: Eukaryota; Fungi; Ascomycota; Eurotiomycetes; Chaetothyriales; Cyphellophoraceae
Exons: 1
Coding region: 1-897 (298 amino acids)
Source: RefSeq, a predicted model, not a curated record